UGAACCGUCGUUAGAGAAAGCUGUACGAACUUUUUUACAGAAUUUAGGCUUUUUCUUUGAUGGUUAUAUUCAAAAUUUUUACAAAAAUUUAUAAAUAAAGUACCAACUGAUUAAGAAGUUGUCAAUUAUUCAUUCCUUAAUUACCGUACCACCAAAUUUCUCAUAUUUAUUUUGAUCCCUAACCCCAAAUAGAAUGGUAACUGUCACUGUCAAAUUGUGAUGGUAGGAUUUUGAUAUUUAAAAGACAAACGAUGGCUGUAGUAAUUUCAACUGGUUCUAAAUUAAUAAAAAAACAGCCUGGAGUAUUUGCUGUAGCUUAUAUCCAUAGAAAUGACUACAGUACAGAUGAUCGCGUUUAUAAUUUAUCGAGUUUAAAACGUGGUACAGGAGGUAGGUCCAGUUUUAAUGGAAUAGUAGCUACGGUUUUCGGAGCUACUGGAUUUUUGGGAAGAUAUGUUUGCAAUAAACUUGGCAAAACAGGUUCACAGAUUAUUAUUCCAUAUAGAGGAGAUAACUAUGAACCUUUUCGCUUAAAAGUGGUUGGUGAUUUAGGUCAAGUAUAUUUCCAUCCUUACCAUUUGAGAGAUGAAGAGAGUAUUCAAAAGUGCAUAAAAUAUUCGAAUGUGGUGAUAAACUUGGUAGGAAGAGAUUGGGAAACAAGAAAUUUUAAAUUUGAUGAUGUUCAUGUUGAAGGUGCCAGAAGGUUAGCAAGAUUAGCUAAAAAAGCUGGUGUUGAAAGAUUUAUUCAUUUCUCUUCUUUGAAUGCUGAUGAAAAUCCCAACCAGGUGGGACUUGUGAAGGGUGGUUCGAAAUUUCUGAAAAGUAAAGCAAAGGGAGAACAAGCAGUUUUAGAAGAAUUUCCUGAAGCAACCAUAUUCAGACCAGCUGAUAUGUAUGGACAAGAGGACAGAUUUGUUAGGUAUUAUGCUCAUGCUUGGAGAAGGACAGGACAAUAUUUUCCAUUGUGGAAUAAAGGUGAAUACACAGAGAAACAACCAGUUUUUGUUAGUGAUGUUGCCCAAGGUAUUAUGAAUGCUCUCAAAGAUUCCGAUUCAGUGGGAAAGAUUUAUCAAGCCGUUGGCCCUAAACGUUAUUUACUAUCAGAACUAGUAGAUUACUUCUAUCGUAUUAUGCGUAAAGAUGAUGAGUGGGGUUAUAAACGUUACGAUAUGCGUUGGGAUCCAUUUUUCCAAUUAAGAGUAACCUUAACGGAAAAAUUGUCUUUGAAUUGGCCAAUAGGACAUUUGCAUUGGGAAAAAAUCGAGAGAGAACAUUUGUCAGAUGAUGUAAAAAGUGAAAUCCCUACUUUGGAAGAUUUGGGUGUGAAUUUAACUGCUGUAGAGAAUCAAAUGCCAUGGGAAUUCAAACCAUGGACUUACGGUAUAUAUAGAGGACAGGAUCCUGAUGAACCAUUUGCACCAGCUGCUCCACCAAAAGUUGUUAUAUAGACAUUUAUAGGUUGUCAUUAAAUAAAUAAUGUAUCUAUACUAA
This is a messenger RNA of Diorhabda carinulata, 1491 nucleotides long. It is a transcript of the gene ND-39, whose product is annotated as NADH dehydrogenase [ubiquinone] 1 alpha subcomplex subunit 9, mitochondrial. Lineage: Eukaryota; Metazoa; Arthropoda; Insecta; Coleoptera; Chrysomelidae. Gene Ontology annotation, cellular component: mitochondrion. The coding region runs from base 252 to 1448 and encodes 398 amino acids. The transcript is spliced from 6 exons. The record is from RefSeq and is a predicted model, not a curated record. Gene Ontology annotation, molecular function: protein-containing complex binding.